This is a messenger RNA of Etheostoma cragini (Arkansas darter), 931 nucleotides long. RefSeq names its product FK506-binding protein 1-like. The record is from RefSeq and is a predicted model, not a curated record. Lineage: Eukaryota; Metazoa; Chordata; Actinopteri; Perciformes; Percidae. The transcript is spliced from 4 exons. Gene Ontology annotation, molecular function: peptidyl-prolyl cis-trans isomerase activity. Bases 114 to 440 code for a protein of 108 amino acids.
UAGUUGCGUCUAGUCGGCCGGAAACAAGAAGAAGAAGAAGAAGCAGAAGACGCAGCAGCAGCGAGCUCGUGCAGCAGGAAGUGUGUGAGAGGGAAGACCGCUUAGAGAGAACAAUGGGAGUAGAAGUAGAGACCAUUAGACCAGGAGACGGAAAGACUUUUCCGCAGAGAGGACAGAAUGUGUCCGUGCACUACGUUGGUACGCUGACAAAUGGAAAGAAGUUUGACUCCUCCAGGGACAGAGGAGACCCCUUCAAAUUCAAAAUUGGACAGGGUCAAGUCAUUCGUGCUUGGGAUGAGGGUGUAGCUCAGAUGAGCGUUGGCCAGGUGGCCAAGCUGACCUGCUCGCCGGACUAUGCUUAUGGCGCUAAAGGAUACCCUCCCGUCAUCCCGGGAAAUUCCACUCUCAUCUUUGAAGUGGAGCUGCUUGGUGUUUGUUGAAUUUAAAGGUUACUCUUCAGUUUCUCAUUCCACCAACAUCUGACAUAACUAAUUUUAAUUAAAGGUGCUUUCAGUAGCAUUUAAAAACAUGAAUAAAUCAUUGUGGAAAGAAUUCUGAUAUCUUGGUGUUAUUGAGACAAAUUAGACUAAUUCCGGUAGUAUUGUUGGUGCUAAAAUGACACCUGGAUUAAAAAAAAAGAUAAUAGGUAUGAAUUCUUUUUCAAAAUAUGCGUAUAUCUUCCGGGGUUUGUUACCUCCAUUUUUACAUUUUGUCUGAUAAACCUUCGACUUGUUAUUCAGCUGUUAGAUAGCACAUCAGAUACAUAAUGGUAAAAAACAAACUAACAUUAAAAUUCUUUAAAAUACAUUCUGAAUGGACCACCCGCUCUGAACCAGUGGCACUAAAUCUGCACAGAAAAUCUUGUUCAUAUGUAGUAUGAACCAAUGUAGUUCCAAUGUUUUAGAAUUGGUGUGAAAAUGAUUUUUAAUGU